UUGCAUUGGAAAAAGUCAUCCACUAAAGGCGCUUCAAGAAAGUUUGUGAUUUAAUUUUUCUUUCCGUUUUAUGUUUAAUGCAUUUUGUGUGAAACCUCGUUGUCAAAGUGUGACGGAAUACGAGACGUGAAGGCGAAGCCAAAGAAUGUGCGGCUGCAUACUUGAACUCCUUCAUGCUGCAGUCUGAGGAGCCGGUGCCAGAGAAGAGUCAGCAUGGACGUGGAAGACUUCCCUCCCCCACCUCCUGAAAUGUUGGUGGACAAUGACUCAUAUGAAGAUGAGGGAGAGGCCUUUGAGUUUGAUGACAGCGGUGAUGAUAUUCCUGAGGCUGACCGGUUGCCUCCUCCUGCUCCUCCAGUGUUUAUAGCCCCGAGUGCAGAGGAUCACAGUGAAGAAGACUUACCCCCACCUGUCGACACAGAGACAGCCCCAUUGCCCGACGAGUCAACAAUCACAAGCAGCCAGUUCCUCUCUACAGGAGGAGAGGUGGUACCAGGAGCGCACACGUCUGUAGCUGAGAACAAAGAUGCAGAUUUACCGGCACCACCUUCUCUCAGUGACAUGGAGAGAGAUGAGGAAAAAACAGCCGGUGAAAUCUCUAUUCCACCUCAACAAGACAUCAUCCCACAGAAAGCCCCCUCCCAGGGAAAAGUCAACCCCUACUCUGUGAUUGACAUUUCUCCACUCCAAGCGCAGCAGCUGGAGCAGACCCAGCAUGGCCCCUCCUCCCCUGCCUCCACACCCACAGAGCCUAAUGCUCCAACAGACCUCCACCCAAGUCCUGUCGGCAUCACCUCAGGCUACUCAGUCCCAGUGCCCUGCGGUUAUGCGACGCCCUCCAGUGUGCCUCUUAUCACCCCAGCUUACACCACACCCGUCAUCAUUCGACACCUCUCUAUGGAUGAAGAAGUCACACUGGUUGGGACUGGCAGCACAUCUGUUGACAGUGUUUUUAGUGAAGAGUACCCCCCCAUUAGAGAAGAGGAUGCCUUGGCUAAAUGGGUUUCAGAUCCAGCUAACACUGCAUGGAUGGAAAAUCCUGAUGAAGUGAUUUACGAUGAUGUGCCAAGGGAAAACUCAGACACAGAGAAUGAAGAGAUGAUCUAUGAUGAUGUUGAGCUUGGUGAGGAGGAGGGAGGUAACAGUCUGGACAAUGGCUGGAGCUCCAGUGAGUUUGAGAGCUACGAUGAGGCAAGUGACGGAGAAGGAUGCCAUGACAACGGUGUACCCCAUGCCUUUAUGAGAGGGAAGCCACCCCAAAAGAAAACACAUCUCUCUCAAGAUCUUACACGCUUGAAAGAACACUAUGAGAAAAAGAUGAAAGAUCUAAUGGCUAAUACAGUGGGGACUGUAGAGCUGCAACAACUUAAACAGAAACAUGAGCAGAAGAUGCAGAAGUUGGUGAAAGCAGCAAAAGAAGGGACCAAAGAUGGACUUGAGAAAACCAAAGCUGCUGUGAAAAAGGGACGUUCUUUCAUCAAAACAAAAUCCUUCGGUAACGAGAGAAAGUCAGACUGUUUCGAAGAAGAGGCAGAGGUUUUCAUAGAGGUGGACUGUUUUAAUGUUGAACCAGUGUUGUGUUCUGCACCAGAGGGCCUUUCACAGCAACAGCUUGUUAGAAGAUGUAUCCUGGGGUCUAUCUUGGAAAGUGAGAAGAACUACCUUGAAGCUUUAAAAAGGAUAUUGGAGCAAUAUGAGAAGCCCCUGACCCAGAUCGAGCCCCGGCUACUGAGUGACAGGAAACUGAAAAUAAUCUUUUACCGCGUGCGAGAAAUUCUGCAGUGCCACUUCUUGUUCCAGAUAGCACUGGCCAGCCGAGUAGCAGAGUGGGACAGUUUGGAGAUGAUCGGAGAUGUGUUUGUGGCAUCGUUUUCAAAGUCCAUGGUACUAGAUGCCUACAGUGAAUAUGUAAACAACUUCAGCACUGCAAUGGCUGUUGUGAGAAAGACCUGCACAGCCAAACCUGGCUUUUUAGAAUUUCUUAAGCAUCGUCAAGAAACCAGUAUGGACAGAAUGACUUUGUAUGGCCUUAUGAUGAAACCUAUUCAACGAUUUCCACAAUUUAUACUACUACUCCAGGACAUGUUGAAGAACACACCUGUGGGCCACGCGGACCGCCUACCUCUGCAGAUGGCCCUGACUGAAUUAGAGACAUUGGCUGACAAGCUGAAUGAAAAGAAAAGGGAAGCUGAUCAGCGCUGUGAAAUACGCCACAUUGCAAAAGCUAUGAAUGAACGUUAUCUCAACAAGCUCCUGAGUAAUGGCAGUCGAUAUCUGAUCCGCUCAGAUGACAUGGUAGAGACAGUGUACAGUGAUCGAGGUGAAAUCAUCAAAACCAAAGAGCGGCGUCUCUUUCUGCUGAAUGAUGUUCUCAUGUGCGCCACGCCUAAUGUCCGGUGUCCAGAUGGCAGUGUGAGUGGGACUGGGAAUGUGUCUGUAGACCAGAGGUUCCUGCUGAAGUGGAGUGUGCCUUUAAACCUGGUGGAAGUUCUGGAGUUUGGAUCCAGUGAGGACAUGCCCGAGAACAGUCGCUUCCAACCGCCUCAUUCUGGGGAGAAGGUGGUCAUCAAUGCUAAGCCAAACAAACUAUACAUGGGGCCUGGACAGCUUUAUCAAGAUUUGCAGAAUCUAAUCCAUGACCUCAGCCUGGUGAACCAAAUAUCCAGCAUGAUAAGCAGCCUCAAAGGAAACUACCAGAAUGUGAACCCCACAGUGGCACAGGACUGGGUGUCAGGUCUACAGAGGCUCAUCCUGAAGAAGGAAGAGGAGAUUAGGGCCGCUGACCGCUGCAGGAUCCAGCUCCAGCUGCCGGGAAAACAAGACAAGUCUGGUAAAGCCACUUACUUCAGCGCAGUAUUCAAUACUCUGAGCCCAGCAAUCAAACAAUCUUGGAUCAGUAACUUGCAAAUGGCAAAGUUGGCUCUAGAGGAGGACAACACACAUGGAUGGUUCUUUGCAGAGGACGAUGGGAAUCAAAUCAAAAAGCAGAAGCACCCUCUUCUGCUCAAACAGAUGCCUGUGGUCAUGUCCAAACUACAGGAGUUCAAAGUGGAAUGUGCAGUUCAUAACCCAGAGCCCCACAUAAAUACAGAGAGCACUGCUGAUACACCAGUCCUGGGACAUGGGUGUGUUUGGGUUGCAAGUUGUACCAAUCAGAUGGGACAGAUAGCUAUUGUAGCCAUGCAGAAUUCCAGCCCAAAGGUGACGGAGUGUUUCAAUGUGGAGUCCCGUAUCUUGUGCAUGGCCUAUGUCCCCACUGAGCAGCCGCAGGAGAACGCAGACAGUGUGUCCGAGAACAAUCACACAGCACCAGGAAAAGCUGCUGAAAGCCCCACUGUGUGUUUGGGCAUGGAAGAGGGCAGUAUUAUUGUGUACAAGAGCAGUCAGAGGUCAAAGAAAGUCCGUCUACAGCAUUUCUUCACUCCAGACAAAUCCACAGUGACCAGCCUGGUGUAUCAGAAACACUGUCUCUAUGUGGGCUUGGUGAGCGGCUCUUUGCUCGUCUACUCCAGAGCUCCAGAUGGUUUGUGGAGCUCAGACAAGCCUAAGGUGCUGAAGCUGGGCGUUCUACCUGUGAAGGCAAUGCUGGCAGUGGAGGAGCACCUCUGGGCAUCAUCGGGGGGACAGGUUUUCAUCAUCAGCACCCAAUCCCACACUGUCGAGAAGCAGCUGGAGGCCCACCAGGAGGAGGGCAUGGUGGUGUCGCACAUGGUGGUGGCUGGGGUGGGCAUCUGGAUUGCUUUUAGUUCUGGCUCCAGCCUCCGUCUUUUCCACACGGAGACCCUGGAGCACCUACAGGACAUCAACAUUGCCACGCCAGUUCACAGUAUACUGCUCGGUAACCAUAGAGUUUCAGUGAGCAGUCUGCUAGUAUGUCAUGGGCUGCUUUUGGUCGGCACUAACCUGGGGGUGACAGUGGGCCUAUCGGUUCCCAGACUGCAGGGCAUCCCCAAGGUGACAGGUCGGGGUAUGGUGUCCUUGCACGCUCACAGUGGACCAGUGAAGUUUCUCACUAUGGCGGCUGCAGUUUGUAAUCGCCCCUCGUCCACACUACAGUCUAACCCGGCCUCUGCUCAGCCUGUUGAGCUUGUAGAUGGAGAUGGCACUGAUCCACCUUCAGAUUCGACCCUCACCCCAGCGCAGGGCAGAGGGGUGUGGCUGGGAGAGUCUGGCUGCACCAACAUGGCUCUCCAGGACUCCCUCUCCUCCUCCUGUGGCUCUCUGGCCCCCUCCCAGGGCUCCCUAGAGCAUGGGCCAGAGGAUGGGGCCCUGUACGACCUGCUGCACGACCCAUCCCACCAGCAGAGGGGCCGCCGUACCAACAAGGUCAACGUCAGCUCCGUGCUCGUUGUCUCUGGAGGUUUGGGCCACCGAAAAGUCAACAAAAAGACCAAGCCAUCACGGCAUGAAGACACAACAUCCUCGAUCAUGAUUUGGCAGAUCCCACUGAUUAACAUGUAACGGACCAACACAAAGGUCUAGCACACAAUGGAUCAAAUGACUAUUUUGUUUUAAAUUUCAUUACUGAAUAUUUAUGUUUCUGAUACCAGAGCUGCUUCAAAUAAGUAUCAUAAGAACAAGAAAAGUGUGUAUUUAAAAUUAUCGUUAUAACCACUGAUGCAUAACAGUAUUUGACAAAACAGUUUUGUUUUUUUGUUUUUGUUUUUUUUUACUUGCUUGUUAAUAUGCUUUUCAAAAUAGCAUAUCAUUCAUUUUUCAUAAACAAAGCUAAUUCUGUUUGUGUGCCAUUUUACAGCAUUAGAAUUUUAGUAUUUACAUUUUGGAAAUGGAAUACGAGGUUGUGGCCUUUGUAAGGUUACAAUUGUGAUUGGAAUCAUGUAACAUAUUUUUUAGAAACAUUUCUCUUAGAUUAACCUUAUGUAAGCAUUGGAAGAAUGCCUCUGGAUUGUGUUGGAAAAGACUGAAGAUGGAAUUUGGAUUUUGUCAAAUACGUUGAUCGAUUUUGUAACACUGAACAACUGUUGGGAACAGCCUAACAAUCCUAACAACAGAAAAAGGGAAAUUAUGACAAAUAUUUAGAACUGUUUUAAAAUGGGAAUUCCUGGCUGGCCAGGUUUAGUCAUGCCUGUAAGAGGGAUGUAUUACUUACUCAUUUGUUUCCCCCAUGUGUUAUUUCCCCCAUGGGUUUGCUACAUGGAUAUUUAAAAAUACAUAUUUUAUACUGCCAC
This is a messenger RNA of Periophthalmus magnuspinnatus, 5189 nucleotides long. RefSeq names its product Rho guanine nucleotide exchange factor (GEF) 10 (gene arhgef10). Gene Ontology annotation, biological process: actin cytoskeleton organization; positive regulation of stress fiber assembly; mitotic spindle assembly. Gene Ontology annotation, cellular component: centrosome. Bases 214 to 4461 code for a protein of 1415 amino acids. Lineage: Eukaryota; Metazoa; Chordata; Actinopteri; Gobiiformes; Gobiidae. The transcript is spliced from 29 exons. Gene Ontology annotation, molecular function: guanyl-nucleotide exchange factor activity; protein binding. The record is from RefSeq and is a predicted model, not a curated record.